This is a messenger RNA of Hylaeus volcanicus, 3470 nucleotides long. RefSeq names its product syntaxin-6. The transcript has 6 exons. Bases 271 to 1116 code for a protein of 281 amino acids. Gene Ontology annotation, biological process: intracellular protein transport; Golgi vesicle transport; vesicle fusion. Gene Ontology annotation, molecular function: SNAP receptor activity; SNARE binding. Gene Ontology annotation, cellular component: synaptic vesicle membrane; SNARE complex; endomembrane system. Lineage: Eukaryota; Metazoa; Arthropoda; Insecta; Hymenoptera; Colletidae. The record is from RefSeq and is a predicted model, not a curated record.
GUUUGCGCACGAACGUUAAAAUCGAAUAAAUAGUCGUCUGCAGGAAGAGUCGGAGCAGACGUCACAAUACACCAGGACGCAUGGUAGCAUAACAGUGGGGCGCGAGCACAAGUGUCAAUUCGAUUAUAUUGUCAUCGUUCUCCGAGGGUAUAUCGGUGCUUUGGCGAGAUCCUUCGGAAUUUCUACCGAUGAUCGGCAAAUCGCGCAUACGUAUUCCUGUGGGUGCCGUGAGGCGGCGAGAAAGACCACCUCUUUAAAUUAAAAGAAGGAAUGACGCUGGAGAAUCCGUUCUUUGUCGUCAAGGACGAAGUUUGUAAGGCCCUAAAUAAAAAUCGCGGUUUAUACGGCCGCUGGACGGAAUUGCAGGAUGUUAUUGUCACAAGCCCUAGUGUGAGUGGGGGAAUCCCAAUCUCGCGCGACGAAUUAGAGUGGACGACUACGGAAUUACGGAAAGCAUUGCGUUCGAUCGAAUGGGAUUUGGAUGAUCUAGAGGACACGAUUCGUAUCGUAGAAAAGAACCCAACAAAAUUCAAGAUAGAUAAUAAGGAGUUAACAGUCCAACGCAGUUUUAUUGAACAAACACGAGAGGAAGUGAAGAUCAUGAAGGAUAAGAUGAAUUUAAGUAGAGGUCGGGACCGCGACAGUACAGCAAGACAGCCACAUUUAGACAACAGUCCUGAUCGAGUUCCUGUCAACCAUGGUACAACUAAGUACAGUAAAUUGGAAAAUGAAAUCGAUAGUCCGAAUAGACAAUUUUUGGGGGAUACAUUGCAACAACAGGACGACAUGAUGAGGCAACAGGAUGAACAAUUGGACAUGAUAGGAGAAAGUAUCGGAUCUCUUAAGACAGUAUCCAGACAAAUCAAUACUGAAUUAGAUGAACAAGCAGUUAUGCUAGAUGAAUUUGGUAACGAGCUAGAGGUGACAGAUUCUAAACUGGAUGCAACAAUGAAAAAAAUGGCCAAAGUUCUUCAUAUGAGUAAUGGUAACUAUAAUAAUUAUAUUCCUGCUCCUACUACUGCAACAUCUAGUGUUUCUGAUCUUGCCUCUAAACCUUCUUCUCUAUCAUCCUUAUCGAACACGAUAACUAAUUGUUUUUUAUGUUCAGGAGAUUAAAUAGGUACCAUUAGCACAAUUCUACCAUAAUUAUUCAGUACAUUAAUAAAAUCGAAAUAGUAUUUAUAUUCUUUUCCUGAACUAUUUACUUUAUCUAAUAUCAUUUGUAAUACGAAUUGAAUAUUAUUACGUAUACUCACUUUCCAUCUGAUGUGGAACUAAUGAAAAUUUAAAGCUUCUACUGAAAAAUUAUGGGAUUUUGAAAUAAAUCUGCCAUUGGUUAUUUACUUUAUCUUUACAAUAACAUUGCAUUUCAGUAUCACUAAUUAACAAAUUAUUUUCCUGUACACUUUUCAAAAUAAUUGAAACUAAUACUUAGCACUGUUUCCAUUUAAUUAUUUUUGAAUUUUUUUUAUUAAACAUGUGUAGGAUUGUGUGAACAUGUGAUUAAUCCAAGGAAUGAUUUAUUGAAAGGUAGAAGUCUCAUUAAAAUAACAAUUAAAGUAAAAGUAAAAACAUAUAAAAUAUAUUUUUUAUUUCACCAUUCCGCAUACAUAAAUUGAAAUCAGCUUCCCAAAAUACUUCUUGCAUUCUUGAUGCGUGCACAAAAAAAAGUAUUUACGCUUUCAUUUCUGUUCUUUUAUUUGCUUUUUCCGUUUGUUCGAAAAAAUUAUGUGAUCACAAUUAAAUACUAAACUCGCACAUUAUUUAACAUAUUUUCAUCUUAUUUAAAAAAAUAUUAAGUAAUCAAAGUCUUAAGAGAAUGUUAAUAGUAUAGAUAAAAUAUGUUAUCAACAUAAAAUAAAAGUAAUAAUUAGUACAGAUAUAUAGUAGUAAUUAUUACCUGAAUAUUGGUAUAUUCCUGUGUUAUUUUAUUUAAAAUAUAUAAACUAUAAAAUUCUAUAACAAUGAAGACAGGAACUUAAACAAAUUUAUAUUUCAAAACCUGUCAUCUAUUCAUUCUCUAUGCUUUCUUUACAUAAUUUACAUUUCAGCACAGUAUAUUAUAAGCGUUAUAUUUGCUUAUAUUUUUAUCGUAAUAGGGAUAAAUGUAGGCAAAGAAUACUAACUUUUAUUAAUGCGAUUGUCAAAGUCUAUGCGUGCAUACAAACAAUUAAGAAAUUGACAAUUCGCAGAAAUUUGAUAUUUGUUUAAAUUAAGUAAAUGCCAAAAAAAUAGUAUCAAAAUGGACCAGUUGCAGUCGUAAAUAACUAUUACAUACGUAGUACAAUAGACACCAACAAGUGUAGUUCGUUGCAAUUCGAUAAGAGCACCAGAGAUAUAUUGUUAAAUCAUUGUACAUCAAAAAUCUAUAGACAGAUAAUGGAUUAUAUUUAAGUACUUCAUUUACAAUCAGAUUUAACAAAGUUAUGCCAAAUAUUGUAAGGCAAGUGUCAAAGCAAGAAAAGUAGCGCAAGUAAUUUGUGCCUAAGAGAAUUUUAACAAAAUAGACAUAGAGAUAAAUAAAUAUAAUAUUAGAGAAACAUUUUCAGUAUGAUUUAAAACCUCUGAUACUUCUACUUUCAAUGUGUACAACAUGUGAUAUUACUGUAUUAAUUGAUGCGUAGAUGAAAAUAGUUUAGUACACAAUAUUGUGGUAUAUUCACAUGGUAUUUUGCGAAAAUACCAGUCAAUUUAUGUGUGUAAUGAAUGUAAAUGAAAAUAUAACGUUUGAAAGAAGAAAAUGUUGAAAUAAAAAAUAAAAAAAAAAUAAAAAAAUACAAUUAUUUGUAUGUAUGGUGACUGCUGGUUGAUUGUUGCUCAAUGCGAACAAAAUUGUUCAUCAUUCACGAGAUAAGGGGGUUGCAAUUAGAAGCUCAAUUAUAGAAAGAUUAGAAUUGAGAGUUAGAAAGAAAAAAAUUGAAAGAUUAGUUAACAAAACAGUUAUUCCAUUGUUAGAAGAAUGUUAAUAAGAUAACAUUGUGAAUUCCUAAUAAAAGAGAUUGUUUAUUCUAGCAUGUAACUAAAAUCUAAAAUGAAAAGAUAUACUUUAUAUUAUUUCUCUUAAUGACCAAUUGUGAAAACAGAUACAGAUGAAUAAAAUUUGCGACUUUAUUUAUACUGUACACGUUGCUGUAAAGUACCACAAACUCCUGAUCCAUUAAAACCACUCAAAUGACAAUUACAGCAAUAAGAUUAUAUACAUAAGAACUCGUUACGGUAAAUUCUGUGCUUGAGAGAAUUCAGCUUUUCGUUAAUUUCAUUGUAACAAUUGUGUUCAAUUGUUUUGAAACUUAAUCAGUAGUACAAAGUCUCUCAAUCAUGGAAUAUAAGCUUUUCCACUUGGAAUAUAUUUAUGAAUGUGCGUUUAUAGGUGUAUUGUUUUUCUUAAUUUUUGCUUAUGUCUGUUUAUAUGAAGAUAAUUUAUAUGUAUACAAAAAAGAUUAAUACAUAUAAGAAUUAUUAUUUUUGGA